Symbiodinium natans is the source of this 1626-nucleotide messenger RNA. NCBI's taxonomy places the organism in Eukaryota, Dinophyceae, Suessiales, Symbiodiniaceae. The record is from the annotation of a GenBank genome assembly.
AUGGUAGCGCCUUUGACGGAUGAGAAGCGCGCAAAGGAGCUGGCCAAGCUGAUGCACGGGUAUCUGGCCAACGACAUGGGCCUGGAGCUGAAAAAGUUCAGCGCGAAAGAUGCGCGGCUGGAAGCAUUUGGGGCAUUCAUGGGCCUCCUGCGCGCAAGCAACCCCGUGUUCGAGCAAAAGCAGGCCUUGAGGGCCCUGAAAGUGCGCUGUCCACUGGCUCAGCGCUUCCCAACCGUCCACUGUGGCAAGCUCGCCCACUACGAUGACAUUCACGUGGCCCUCAGAGAGGUGGUGGACACGCAGGAGCAUGACAUGAGCCACAACAAGAUGUGGCGCCUCCUAGUUUGGAUCUUCUUAGGGAAUGGUGGCCAUGAGCACAAAGCCUGGCACAGGCUCAAGACCAUGCCGUGCACCCUGCGCUACAAGCCCGGCGUUGUGCAGCCAUUGGAAGUCCUCCGCUGGGUGAGCACGGCAGUUUGCCACACUGGCGCAGUAAUGCGGGUUAUAGGCUCUGACGGUUUGGAUAAGAAGAGCCGCUCGGCAAAAGCACGCUUCCUGUAUCUGGUGCACUGGCACAGAGAGGUCCCGAGGUUGGUAGAGGCAUUCCACACGAGUCCGGGCACCUUCCACGCCGCUCUCUGCAGUCUUCCUGGCCUCCGAGGGGAGCUUUCAAGGAAAGAGCUCCUCAUUAUCUUGGGUGCUUCCAAAAAUCCAAAGAUGCGCAGUGUGGGCCGGGCUUCACUUCCUUUCGGCCAAGGGGCGAAGAACGGCGCCAUGACCUUCAUGGGCAUCAAGAUGUUCACCGGGAAGGCCGCGACCGAGUAUUACCACGACCGGCUUUCGAGAAAAUGCAAGCGUUUGUCCAAGACCAUUGGGAAGCUCUUCCCAAAACUACCUGCCAAGAUGAAGUCCGUAGAGUUGGGAGACAUCGAGCCCUGCUUGUGUGGAGCCUUCAUCUAUGCUAAGCAGGUGGAGAGGUUGCGAGCGGAUGAGAGAUGGAAGCCGGGCAGGGCGGAGGACUCCUGGGCGGCCGUCGCUGCUUUGCCAGUGCCUGCUGGCUUUCUACCCUACGGCCGCGAUGGGAAGCCGGAGCGACGCCUAGGCUCGAAGACUCCGAAGACUCCGAAGAUCUCCUACAAGGAGAUCCACAUCGCGAAUGCUCCCAAGGGGAAGCUGUCACGGCAGAAGCUCUUCCGAGAGUGGGGCUUGACAGGAAAGUGGCCGGAAGCCGCGCGGCCGAAGAGGGUCCGCAAGGAGGGGACUCUGAAAAAGGAGCUCAACUUAGACGUUGUAGAGGGCAAAGCACCCGGAGUGGCUGCACUCUUCCAGGAGUCUCUGGAGCGAGAGGACAAGAACAAGAAGCUAUCCUUGCCCUCCUGGUCCAAACUCACUCCCGAGGCAGCACAGGCCCAGCGACAGGCGGAGAAGCUCUUAGAAGAGGAUCCAACGGUCUUCCAGUAUGACGAAAUUCUGGACGACAUCAAGGAGGAGCAGGGCGUUGAGUCUGUCAGCGACAGGGUCCGCGCCGAUGCGAUGCAGCAGAAGAAGCGCGUGGGCCUCCACGUUCCUCAGGGCGCGGACGCCGUCGGGGGCACAGGGAAGGCGUGCAAGGGAAUCUCCGAUUAG